UCCCUUCUGAAUGGAGUGUCUUUAACGUCAGAGUAGAGGACUUAACUUCCAGCACGAAAAUAUGAGAGCCCUACAUUCGGUCCUGGUCGGUGCCUUCCUGACCCUGCUGCUCUGCCUCGCCAGCCCCGGUCAUGGAGAAUCCUACUUUGGGGACAGCUACUGCAGUAUACAAGCCUUCCAAGAUGUCUCCACCUUCCAACUGUCACUACGGAUCAAGACGAGUCGGCGAAGUGGGCUGCUGUUACUGGCUGCAGGAAUGGAGGACUACCUGUUCCUGGAGCUCCAAAAUGGAAAAGUACAGGCACGGAUGAACAUGGGGGCUGGUGAGGUGACACUGACCUCAUCCCAAGGAGUACAACUGAAUAACCUUCUGGAUCACAAAAUCUCACUCACACUGCAAGAUGACAAACUUACCAUGACCGUUGAUGAUCUCUUCCCAACAUAUGUUCCAGUGAAUGAUGACGGGGAAGAGCUCAAUAUUGACCAGGGUAUUUGGCUUGGAGGAACAGGAGACCUGGAUACUCCUUACCUUAGCAAUGCCAUUCCCCCUUUCCGUGGCUGCAUGACUCAAGUCAAAUUUGAGUCCCAUCAGUUCGAUAUUCUCAGCACAGCCUUUAAACAAUGCCAUGACACAAAAGAAUCCUGUAGCAGCGAGUUUGAGGCUGGCGAUGGGGAGGCGACUAGUUUCAGCACUCCUGAUUCCUUUGUGUCCUUCCCCACCUGGAGCGGGGUUAGUGGUGCACCAAGGGUCCUGGAGGUCUUAAUGAAAACCACCAUUGAGGAUGCAUUGCUUGUUUUCCACCCUGGCCGAGAGUCAGACUUCAUUGCUGUCGGUGUUGUGAAAGGCUAUGUCAAAGGUAUGCUGGACCUCGGCAAUGGCGUAAAGGUGCUGGAUAAUACCCAGGUGCAGCUGGAUGAUGAUCAGUGGCACAGAGUUAAGGUCCAGGUCGGUCCGGAUUCUUUUGUCAUUAACGUCGAUAGCCAGUCCUCAUCACUCCCUCUUGACUCAUCUCAAAAAUUGGACUUGGUUGGAAACUUGUAUUUAGGAGGCAUUCAGGGGAAAAUGAAGGAUGUCUUUCGUGAGAGUGGGUCCUUAAAUCAUGUAGAGGACAUAAUGACAGCAGAAUCCUUCAUUGGUUGCUUGGGUGAAAUAAAAGUAAAUCAGAAGGAUAGAAGCCUGCUGGACGCUUUAGUGACCAAAGAUGUUCAUGUUAAAUGUGAAGGAGAGGACUAUGACUACUCAAGUUACUAUGACGUAGAUGCAACUACAUCUCCAACAUCCCCACCUGUUCGAAUCCGGUAUGUUGAUAUGGACUUCAAUGAACAGCAUUGUAACCCAACAGACGACACACCAGAGAUAUUCAGAAAUGUAAGAAAACUUCUUGAUGUCACCCUAAUGUUUGUGUCUGAAGGUGGGGAAGGUUUUCUUGAUCUCAGCAUCCUAAGCCCUACAUUUGACCUCAGUGCUGCAGGAAUACGCCAGUCCGAUAUAAUCUUUACUCUCCAUAAUGAACCUGCAUAUGGCUUGCUCGAUAUUAAUACUAACACAAAACGGACAAAAAAGUUCACUCUUCUGGAUGUUGCCAAUAAUAAAAUUAAGUAUAUGCAUGAUGGACAUGAGAGGCAUGCAGAUCAAAUCAUGUUAGAGGUGACUGCUCACAGUAGCAGCUAUCUUCCAGAAUGUUUAAAAACUUCUCAUGAGUAUGUCAUCCCAGUUGAAAUUAUUCCUGUCAAUGAUAUACCACAGCUUGGUGGAGGAGAAAUCACCAUCACAGAAAAUGGCAGGACUCGCCUGAGUCCCAGCCUUAUUAAAAUCAUGGAUUCUGACACCCGCUGUGAUGAAUUUGUAGUAACUGUAACCUCUGCGCCUUCCAUGGAAGUUGGUUACUUAGAAAAUGGUCAGCAGCCAGGAAGAAGCAUCUCAGAGUUCACUUGCAGGGAGUUAAAAGAUGGAAACAUCUAUUUUGUACACAGAGGUGGAAGUUCUGCUGGAAUUACCCUGGAAGUGUCUGAUGGACAAUCAGUGAGUCAUUCAACUACUUUUAAGUUAUCUGUAACAACGCCACAUGUAACUAUUGUCACCAACACUGGACUUCUUUUGUCUCAAGGAAGCAAUGCAUCUAUAGGUGUUCAAAAUCUGGCUGUCCUCGCUCAUCCUCGUAAUGGAGAUAUUAUGUACAACAUCACACAACCUCUGAUAUUUGGAGAAUUACGGAAAAUGACAAGGGAUGGGAUGUACAAGCAGGUUACAACUUUCCAUCAAUCUGAUCUGGAUCAAGACCACCUUAGAUAUAUCAGUACAGACUCUAGGGACCAGGAAGAUGUUGUGGUUGAACUGAUUCAGUUUGACGUCCACUUGGGACAGUUUUCUCUCUGGAACAACACCUUCUUAGUAAAGAUCAUGCCUGCACAAGUGAAAAUUUCUAAACUUGUCGUAUUUGAGAUGCAGGCCAGUGAAGAGCAAACAAUCGGAGUCGCAGAGCUUCAAGCUGAAGUAAAUGGGAAAAACCCAGAUCCACAAACUAUAAAAUACAUCCUUAUCAAGCCGCCAACACUUGGUAGUCUCCAGUUGUUUGACAGAGAGUUGGCUGAGGGUGACAUCUUCACACAGAAGGACAUUUCGGACAGUAAUCUUAGCUACAAGAUACGUGUGCAAAGAGCCGUGGAUAGUAUAGACCAGUUCCAGUUCAGAGUCUUUGCUGAUGAUCAGUACUCCCCUCUAUACACCUUCCCUAUUAACAUUCUCGCCAAUGCAGAUGCCCCUGUUUUGACCAAUGAGAACCUGGUUGUCUUGCAGGGUGGUGAACAUACUAUUAACAAAAAUUAUCUGUGGAUGCAGUCUCCAGGUCAUAUGGAUUUUGUGUACCAGGUCACAAAAGAGCCAAAGUAUGGCCGACUGAUAAGGGAUUCCCCACCCGGGCAGCCUAGAUUUGAGGGGGCCAUAAGGGUAUUCAGCAAUGAAGACCUCCAGCUUGACAGGCUUAUUUACAAGCACGAUGGCUCGAAGACAAGCAGUGAUGAAUUCCAUUUUUCAACAUCUGAUCAAGCAGCUGAAAGCACAAAUCAGCAAACAGUAAAUGGUAUUUUCAGAAUUUCUAUUAAAUCCAAAAACGAGCAUGCUCCUGUCAGGGUUGUGGAUAAAGUCUUCAAUGUAGUCCGCCAUGGUCAGCGUCUGCUAACAACUGAUGUGAUCCAGUUUAAGGAUGAAGACUCAGGUUUUAAUGACACCCAAAUAGUCUACGCUCGUGAGGGAAUUCUAUCAGGCAAUAUUGUCUCAACAUCUAAUCCCUCACAGCCUCUUUUCCGUUUCACACAAGCCGAUCUGAGAGAUAAGAAGAUCCUCUUCAUUCACCACGGAGCAGACCGGGAACGCUUCUCACUGCAGGUGUCAGAUGGCUUCCACAAGACCACCACACUCCUUCAGAUUCAGGCAAGUGAGCCCUACUUGCGAGUAGUAAACAACACAAUCAUUGUCAUAGACCAUGGAAGCACUAAGACCCUUAACACCACCUUGUUGAGCGCCAACUCCAACAUGGACAUCAGAGACGACAGUGAGAUCAAGUUCCAGGUCACAUCUCCACCCAGUGACGGCAGGAUUAUUGUGAGUGGGAUUGAGGCUUCAGUGUUCACCCAGAAAGACCUGAAGAAGGGUGUUGUGUCAUAUGAGCAUAAUUAUGAGAGUCUGAGGUCCAAGGACUCCUUCAGCUUCACUGUCCAAGCAAGAGGACAUUCUGAUGAGGGCACAUUCAGGAUUAAGAUAUUCAAGCAAGGUUACCUCUCUGAGCCUGAAGUGAGAACCAAUGAGGUCAUCAUUUCCUAUCAGGGAGAGCAUACCAUCAUCAACCAGGAUAAUCUCAAGGUGGAGCAAGCUGAUAUUCUUCCUACAGAAAUGGUGUUCACCGUUAAAGAGCCCCCUCGUCUCGGCCAUGUGGUCAAACUGACAAACAGCUCAGACAGCACAGCCUCGCCUGUCCUUGACUACAUUCACUCCUUCACUCAGGAGGACAUUGAUCAGGGGCGCAUUCUCUAUGUGUCUGCAUCCACCCAGGGCAAUGACGGCUUCACAGUGGAUGUCAGUAAUGGUUUUACGACAGUGGAGGACCUGCACAUCUCCGUGAACAUCGUGCCCCGGCUCAUCCCCCUGCAGACCUUCAACUUUACUGUGAAGGAAGGCCUCAGUAGGGCAAUUACCACAGACGUUAUUAAUAUUGUGCAUCCCUUCUACACCUCAGCAAACAUCGAAUUUGUUGUGGAAGAGUCACCGCAGCACGGGGACCUCCGCUACCUGGAUGGAGAUGAACUUAAUUACUUUACAUGGGAUGAGAUGAAACUUGGACACAUCUACUAUAUGCAUGACAGCACUGAGACCACAGAGGACAGUUUCACACUCUCUGCCUCGGCUUAUGAGAUUGAGCGCCGGAGCCUCCCUGUCACCAUCUCAGUGACUGUCAUACCAGUCAACGAUGAGCCGCCAAAACUGACACGUAACACGGGACUGGAGGUUCUUGCUGGAGAGGAAGCUGACAUCACCUCCAGCAUGCUGAACACUGAUGACGCCGACACCCGCGCAGAGGAACUGGUUUACCAUGUCGAGUUGCUGACCAGUGGGAUAGUGGCGUUGAAAGAGUCACCUGAAGACGAAGUCCUGAAUUUCACACAGGCUCAGAUAAACAAAGGGGAGGUGAUCUUCAUUCAUGAGGGUGAGGAGUCCGGUGGUUUCAGUUUCACUGUGACAGACGGAGAGCACACGUCUCCUCUCUACCGAUUUGUUGUCACAGCCAGGCCUCUUACCAUCACCAUGGUAACGCAGGAGGAGCUCAUGGUAUUUCCAGGAACAAGGAAGCCUAUCACAAGUGCCAAUCUGGGGGCUGUAACCAAUGAAGAUGGAAAUGAGAUAAGCUACUCACUGAUCCGCCCACCUCGUUAUGGAAGACUCAUCCUGGCCAAUGACAGGAACCAAUAUGAGGAAAUUACCAGCUUCUCACAAACACAGCUGGAGUCAGGAGCAGUCUUCUAUGAGCACCAGAUACCCGAUUGGCCUUUUUGGGUUGCAAGGGACUCCAUCGGGCUCACUCUGUCAUCCCAACCAGCCCCAGACGUCCAUCACAUCCUGCCCAUCACCAUCUCUUUUUAUGCUGCUCACAGCAACAUCUCCUCACAGCUGUGGAAGAACAAAGGUCUGGAAAUUGUGCAAGGCCAGAGGAAAGUCAUUGACGAUUCAAUUCUUGAUGCCUCCAACCUUCUAGCUAGCCUACCUGAAGAUCAGCGAGAUGAUGUGGAUGUAGUUUUUGAGAUUAAGCAUUUCCCGGACCAUGGUCGUAUCACCCUGGCUGGUCAGGACCUACCACGAAAUGCCCCAUCCUUCACGCAGGAAGAUUUAACUCAAGGAAUCGUGGAGUAUCUUCAUGAUGACUCAGGAGCCCCCACAGACAACUUGUCUUUCAGGGUCCGUCUGAAGUCAGAGGGUCGUAGUGUAGCUUCACCUGCUGAAUCUGUGAUCCUGGAGGAGGUCUUUAACAUCUCAGUCAAACGCCGUGGAUCUGAACCCCCUGAACUGGUUACUGUAGAUAUGCUCUUGGAGGUUUUUCAAGGCUCCAUGACCAUCUUGACCAAGAAGCAUCUUAACACUCAAGAUGAAGACAGUCCACCAGAUGAGGUGCACUUUAAAGUGACCAAAGCUCCUAGCAAUGGUCGACUCGUUGAUUCAUUCAUAAAGGACCCUAUUUCUGAGUUCACUCAAGAGAUGAUCAAUCGUGGACAGGUGGGCUUCUACAGCAAUGGAAGCCUUGCAGAUGGCUUUAUAGAAUUCAUCAUAUCAGAUGGAGAACACCAAACAGAGCCGCACACACUGCACGUUGGUGUCCUAGCUCGCACACUGCUUCUAGACAAAGCCCCUGAGAUCAAGGUGAAGCAAGGCGAUGAUGAGACGCUGGUGACUGAGGAGAUGUUGAGGGCUACUACUGGGGGGCCUGUUGAGGAAGACAUCCUCUACAAGAUCACAAGUGUUCCUAAAUAUGCAGCGGUCAUGGUAGAUCGGCAGCCUACAUCCGCCUUUACCCAGAAACAGAUCAAAGAAGGCAGAGUCAGUGUCCGCUUUGUUAAGUCCACUUCACCUCGAGACAGUGUUGCAUUUGUGGCCCGCAGCCGGGCUGCUAAUGUCUCCUCUGUCCUCAACAUCACAGUCCAGCCUCUGGCCAACAUUGCUCAGGAUCCUCUCUUACCCCAAGGUUCUCUUGUCCAACUGGACAGGAAGCUUCUCGAUGCCACUCCCCUGGCAAACAAGACCAGAACCUCUCCCACAUUUACUGUUAUUCAACAGCCAAGGGGGGCUCAUUUUGUGAGGUAUGGAAGUCCUGGGGCAGGCCAGCCAGUAGACACAUUCAGCCAGAAGGACCUGGAUGAGGGACGUGUAGCUAUGGAAAUCCUAAAUAGCUCUUCUGGAUCACGAGAUGGUGUCACUCAGGAUGAGGCUCGCUUCUUGCUCAAAGCCCAUGGGGUUCCUCCUGCAGAAUGUGUGCUUUCCUUUCAGACAGGCCCCUACAAUGCCUCUGGCAUCUACCCUGCCAAAAUGUUAAGGAUUCCCCCAAAGGACAGUAAUGAGCUCCCUGGUGUAGGUGGGUCCCCUCGUGCCACUCCAGCUAGCCCCCACUGGAAGGGCAACAUGGACUGGCCCCAUGGAGAUGCCCCCACUACAACAUCUUCUGGUUCUGGCUCCCAUGGGAAACCACAUGUUUCCAGGCGCAGUAACUUCUGGUCUAUUCUCAUCCCGAUCAUGGUAAUCCUCCUCCUCUUGCUGCUGGCAGCCAUCUUGGCCUACUACCUGAUCCGUAAAAACAAGACAGGCAAGCAUGAUGUCCAGACGGCAGCAACCAAGCCCAAAAAUGGAGAGGUGGCCAGCACAGAAACCUUUCGCAAAACUGACCCAGUCAAUAACAUCCCCAUGUCCAACAUGGACUCCAAAGACACAGAUCCGGAGUUGUUGCAGCACUGUCGGACAACAAACCCGGCCUUGAAAAAGAACCAGUACUGGGUCUGAGACACUUUGAGAUAGGACACAGAGGGAGGUGGAUUGUCAAGUGUUUGAAAGCCUCCUCAAAUCAUUCCUCUCAGUAUUAAAGACCUCUUGCCACACCAGUUUAAAAGAAAAUUAUUUUUUGACAUCAUUGGUUAUUUACUCUUCUCAAUAUAACUGUGGACAAAUUCUCAGGCAAUGAAACACUGAAUACUUAUUGGCAAAAAAAGAGGCAGUUUCUUAUCUAAGGAGGCUCAUGCCAUCUCUAUUUAUUUGAGUUUUAUCAUUCCUCUUUGUCAAAGGGCACAAAUAAAGACAUAAACAUGCCAUGUGUUUGCAAACAGUAUUGUGGGUGUGCUCUGACAUUGUAUUCAAUAUGAUAUUAUAGGCCAUUAUUAUUCAUUUGUGUGGCUAGGUAAUUUAAAGUCUUUGUAAUAGUUUGAUUUUAGUUUUUGGUUCAUCAGGAAAGUUGAUAAGCCUUGUAUAUAGAUGGUGAGGUAAAUAUAUGCUGUAUUAUCAAGAAGAUGAAAAACUGCCUCUUUGUGUUUUCUCUUUAUGUUUUUAACAUACCGUUGUCUUAUGUUUCUCAGGGCUAAAUUCAGUUUAAAAAAUAGUACAGUAUUUUGGAAAAUGGGUUCAUUCACCUUUUCAGAGUUAGAUGAGAAGAUGUAUAUUACUAUCUGUUAAUUACUAAAUUAUAGCUAAAGAAUUUGGCUGUAGUAAUUGUAGGCCUCUUAAAGCUCUCAAUUUGUAUAACCCAUACAAAAACCACAGUAUGAAAACAACAUGUUUUGGUUUUAUGGUGCCCAUUUCUUGGCCAGAUGCAAUGACUGAUCUGGCUGAUCAAACAUACUAGUUGUUUCCCAAAUAUGAGCGUGUCAAUCUUCUCAUCUAAUUCUCUGUAAGAGAGCGAGUACGUUCCCAAAAUGUCGAACUAUCACUUUAAUGUCAUCACACGCUAAUGCUUUCGUAGUUUGACUUUUGUGUGAAAAGAAAAACUGAAAAACCUGUUGGUGCAACAUGCACAGGUUUGAUUGAAUUUAGCUCCGAGUGAUAUCAUCAUUUGUCAUAUGUUAUUAUUUCUGCAUGCUUCCAGAGUGCUUGUAAAUAUUCACUGGACUGGCAAAGCACUGACCACAAAACUACACAGUGCACAGUUUGUAGACCAUGAGAAGGAUGUUAUUUCGGUAGUAUUGGCGUUAAACACAUCUGUACUGGCUGACAGGCAGCGGUGAGGUCAUCUCAAACUGGGAUGUUUCCAGUUUCCAUGUCUGCAAUUAAGAAUUCAUUUUUUUAAAAACUGGUUGCUGCUGGUUUGGGGAAAAUAAAUAAAAUGCUCCACUUGUUAAGUUGCAUUGAAAUAAACUAAAAUUGACCGUUUGUUUUUAAGUUUUCAAAGCUAUUUUUGAUUUUUAAGCAUUCCAUAUGUAAGCUGAAUAUACACACUGUCAUAUAUUGAGAUCAUGAUCUUUUUUUUUUUUUUACUCUUUAGACUUUUUUAGAUUUUGUAUGUUGAAACUAAGAAGAGCGUUACUGUAAAUCUGAUCUUCUUGUUCCUCUUUAGACCUCUUUAUUGUCACUCUGUGACAGUCAUCUGGCUGUUGAAUGUUAAGUAUUAAGGUGGAGUAGAAAGUGUACAAAGAGAGAAUCAGAUAACUUUUUUAAUCCACUAAAGAAAAGAAAUACUCAAACAACAACUUCUUGCUACUAUUUGCUGUACAUUUCUUUUCUCAUGCUGUAUACUGAUGACACAUUAUUCUUCAUUAGUCAUAUACUGAAUAUACAAUAUUUUGUUUGCGGUAUUCAUCUUCUAAUGAUCUUAUAUUUUUGUAGUGUUUUGAGAGCAGGUAAUGUAGAUUUUACAAACAGCACAGAGCUCAGGAAGUGAUGUGUUCAAGGAGACUGUGUAUUUCUAGUUACAGAUAGCUGAAAUAAAAAUAUUGGUCCCUCUGUCAAGUUUCACAUCCUCAUCUUACCAGUUAUAUGUGUAAAUAUUCGGUUUUUGAGUAAGAUUAUUUGUGCUUGAUUAAUGUCUCUUUCUCUCUCUCUCUUUGUUGCAUCAAAGGUAUAUAUACAUGUAACCACAUUCAAACAUUCAAUUAGACUACAAAGCAUGUGUGUCUUUAUGUGUGAGUGUGUGUUUGUGCAGGUUCCCAUCACUCCACUCUGUCACUCAUCUGUUUCAUGCUUCCUCACAGCUGAGUUCAUUGCAGAGUUUAAACUCUGCCCCUUUUUAUUAUUUAUUAUUUCUGUCAUUUCCCAUACAUCAAUUCAUUCAAGUCCUGUGCUUUGUCAGAGAUUAAACUGUAAUUGCAGGUGCCUUUACAAAUAAUAGCAAAGUUUAUAUUCUGAGCAAGAGAAUUCUGAACAAGAGAAACGUCUGUUGCUGCAGUCUGCCUUUGUGCUUGUUCUUGGCGCUGAUAGAAAUAAAAAUGUUCAUGCAA
This is a messenger RNA of Larimichthys crocea (large yellow croaker), 9456 nucleotides long. It is a transcript of the gene cspg4, whose product is annotated as chondroitin sulfate proteoglycan 4. The record is from RefSeq and is a predicted model, not a curated record. The transcript is spliced from 11 exons. Lineage: Eukaryota; Metazoa; Chordata; Actinopteri; Sciaenidae. Gene Ontology annotation, biological process: anatomical structure morphogenesis. The coding region runs from base 62 to 7036 and encodes 2324 amino acids.